Rotaria sp. Silwood1 is the source of this 2961-nucleotide messenger RNA. The record is from the annotation of a GenBank genome assembly. Lineage: Eukaryota; Metazoa; Rotifera; Eurotatoria; Philodinida; Philodinidae.
GAAAUUAUUUUUACCAACAAUUUCAGAGGAAUUUCGAAAGCGUGUUGUUAAAUACAAUUCAAUAGUUAAAGAUGUAUAUGGAUGUUAUAUAGAAAAUGUAACAAAAUAUUUACGUUCAUUAAAUAAUGAACAAGAAGAAAUUUUGCCUUUUUCGAAUAUAUCAUUUUCUCAAAAACCUGAUUAUGAUAAUGGAACAUUUGAAUAUAAUCUUCAUUAUCAUCAAUCACAACAAAUAAAAAAUCCAUCAAUAUCACCAUUUGCUGGUCUAUCAGGUCUUACACAUGAACAACUUAUGUCAAAUUAUAAUUCAAUUAUUAGUUCAUGGGAUCUUGUUUAUGAUCUUGAUUUAUCACCAAAAGUUGUUCCAUUUGUUGAUAUUGAUUGUCGUGAUCAUACGAAUACAUCAUAUCAUUUGAACAGUUAUGCAUUAGAUUUUUUUAAACAAGGUUCCGAAGCAUCAUUAAUUAAUGAAAAUGGUUUAAGUCCCGGUGAUACAUAUUGUCUUUUACUGGAUCUUCAUCUUGUACUUUCGUCUGUUAAAACAUCAUUAGAAGUAAUUAUAAAUAAUGAACAAAAACAGACUACAAACAAUGAUUUAGCAAUAUUUGAGCAAUUGUAUAAAACAUUAUCAAAUGUACAAAAUAUUUUUUCAAGCAACUUUCAAAUACAAUAUCCAAGUCGAAAUCAAAUGUAAAUAAUUUCAUAUUAAGUUGUGAUUAAAAUAUGAAAAUUUGCUUUUUUUUCUGUUUUGUUAAGCAAGAUAAUUAUAAUAAACUCGCGUUUGUUUCUCAAAUUAUCUUUUGAACAUCAUCUUCCUUAAUAGGAAAGGUACUUUAAAAGUAUAAAAGUAAUAAUGAAAAUUUUGUUAGAUUUAGUUACAUCUUGUUGCCCGUUUUUCUAAGUAAUAAUCAUCAACGAGAUACAUAGAACUAAGAAAUUUUCACGUAUUUUAAUAUUGAAUUUAUUAUUAUUCAAUAUACAUAAAAUCAUACGACAAUAACUAAAUUGAAUAAUUAACCUGAAAUAAAUUUUCAAAACGCCAGAGAAGCCUCAAAUAUGUAACAGAGAUGUGCAUCGUCCAACAAAGUUUUGAGAACAAUCACUUCGUGCUCGUCUCUCUUGUUAUAUGAAUCGUUCUUUAUGAGAUAAUAUUGGUUUCACUAUCUCAUUUCGAUCAAAAUUCAGCGAGUUUCAAUGUAAUGAGCAUAAUAUAUAAAUCCACCCAUACCCAUACCCACCCUACGAUUUGUGUAGUUAUUCUAGAAGGUAUUCAUGGUCGAAAACGGGUGUGAGUGUGGUUGAAAUGAAGACUCAUACCCACGUCUUGAUAGAUCAGAAUUUUAUUAUUAUGAUUAAAAAAAAUAGAACAGUGGAAUAAAAAAGUGUGAAACUUAUGACAAAAUGAAAUAUAAAAGUCAUUCUUCAGAUAUUCUCUGAUACAUGAAAAAUGUUUUCAUCUAAUCAUUGAAAAUUCUAACAGAUAGUAACAUUUAUCGAUGAAUGAUCUACAUUUGUUUCCUAUAUGAAAUAAAAAAAUUUCAAAUAUAAAAAAGACUGAAUAAUAAUAGCUCAUUUUCUAUUCAAGCAUGAUAAUUAUUCAUUUUAAAUCCUAUAAAAAAAGCUGAUACAUUUACUUGAAAAUGAUAGUUUGAAAAUAGUAAAAACUAAUUAAUGUUCUAUUGAUAAACUCUAGGAAGGAUUAGUUCACUUCAAGAAUGAUCCUUUUAAAUAAUUUCAAUAAUUUCAUAUGAUAUGGUAUUUGUUUAGAUAUUUCUUCUUUUAAUUAUGAGAAAAAGUUUGAGACAUCCAUUUAUGUAACAAUUUAUUCUUUACACAACACAAUCUUGUUUUCAAUAAGAUAGUUCUAGGUAGCCAUAAUCUUCAUGGAACAUAUCAAUUUUUAACAAUAUACUAUUAUUCUCUUCUCUAUUGAUAGGAAAAUGAAUGCUCUGAAAACUGCUAACCUUGUUUUUUAAAAAUGUUUUUCCUUAUAUACAAAAUUCAAAAGUUUAAAACAUAAUCUUAAAACCGCACUUUUAUGUUUUUUCCAGAUAUUAUUGAUUGGUUAAAACCUUUUUCCGAUAAAAUUCGACACGAAUCAAUGCAAAUUUUUCUCCUACGAUUAAUAGUUCACAUGAAAUCAAAUUUUCCGAAAUUCGAAUCUGUUUAUGCAAAAUUUAUUUACAUAUCUUUAAAAACAGAAUUGAAAUCUAAAAGAUGUUGAUACAAAUAUUCUGUCAGAAAAGUGGUUUAGUAUUAUCAGAUUCUAAAAUUCACAAAAGAGUUUUCUUGUUCAUUUGCUUUCUGAAAUUUUGAAGUUUACAUAAAGAAAUGUAAAAUUUCAUAAUGACUCUUAUGCUCUGUUUAUAAUUUCAAUACAAUUGUUCUAAAAAAUGCUUCAUCGUUUUUUCAAUCUUUAUCCACUGCGAUUUGCAAAUCAGACAUUGCCAAGUUUUUUUGAUUUUUCAAUGAGAAUGUACAGAAAGGGCUAUAAAUAGUACUACGAAUAGGGUGUGGAUCUUCUUGGGGUGUGGGUGUCUGGGUAUGGAUGUGGGUGUGGGUAUGGAUGUGGGUGUGGGUAUGGAUGUGGGUGUAGACGUGAGUGUGGGUGUGGGUGUGGGUGUGAAUGUGGGUGUGGGUGGGUGUGUUAUUGGGGAAAAAGAAUACAUAUCCGCACACCCCACACCCAUACACAUACCCCACACCCACACCCUACACCCAUAUCCACACCCACACCCACACCCACACCCACCCACACCAACCCACACCCACUCACACACCCACACCCACACACCCGCACCCACACCCGCACCCAUCCGCACACCCCACACCCAUACACAUACCCCACACCCACACCCUACACCCAUACCCACACCCACACCCACACUCACACCCACACCCACCCACACCCACUCACACACCCACACCCACACCCAUCCGCACACCCCACACCCACACCCU